GCACAGUCCUCUGAAAGACAACAAUUUCGUGUUCCAUAUAGACGUUCAGAUUCCAUCGCGUUGAGUUACUAUGAACCACAUAUGCGUUCAUGGUUAGAUUCGUAUCAACAUCGAAAUUUUACACGAAGACUGAAAUUAAAUGGAGGAAAUUUACAACGUUUGAAUUUAGAAAAGCAAGAAUUAAGAAUAUUCUCAAUUGUACAGGCACAUCAUGCAGCCAAACUAUUGGCAGCUGGUCGAGAAACUAGUUCGUCAACUGUAUGA
Messenger RNA from Didymodactylos carnosus, 264 nucleotides. The record is from the annotation of a GenBank genome assembly. Lineage: Eukaryota; Metazoa; Rotifera; Eurotatoria; Philodinida; Philodinidae.